Coregonus sp. 'balchen' is the source of this 17365-nucleotide messenger RNA. Lineage: Eukaryota; Metazoa; Chordata; Actinopteri; Salmoniformes; Salmonidae. The record is from the annotation of a GenBank genome assembly.
GUUGAAUUAACUGUUUAGUCAUAAUUAAAACAUAAAAAGAAUUAUAGUUAUAACAGCAAUUCCUGACAUUAUUUGAAUAGCAAUGAGCUUGAGUGAACGUGGCAUGAGCGUAAAUUGGCAGCUAUCGUUUUCGAUAGUAUUGUGAAAAGUCUUCAGUUUCACAUGAGUUUUUGUAACAAAACAAAAACAUUUAAUUAACAGUUAAUGGAUGCACGGCCUUUGUAAAUUUUGGCACACCUACUUGUCUUUGCAAAGUACAGACGUCAAACAGUGAUGCAAAUAUCUGUUGCUCGAACAUCCACAGUAUCGUUCUACAGCAUUGUUCUAUCUUGACUCAUCGUGUGGUCUCUCACCAGUUGUUUCUCACGUUUAAGUUUCAAUCACCUUUUACUGCAGAUGAUAGUCACGCCCCUAGAUGUCUGCGACCAUACAUACUCUACAUAUGACCAAACUAGCUUUUACUCUUUGCUUGUACAGGCUAGACAUGGAGAAAAUAACAAAGAAACUAUUGCUGGAGAAAUGCACUCCAAAAACCACCAAACUGGAACAAAUAAAGACACUAAAGUAAGUAAAGGCUGGUUCCUCUGUAGACUGGGGAAUGUUAUCAAACUAGGAGUGGAGAAUGGCUUUGUCAAAGCAAAAUGUAUGUCUGAAGACCAUGUUAAGUCGUGUUAAUGGAUCUGUAUUUUGUCUCAAUCCUAUGGGAACCGUUUUUGAGAAAGAGCAGAACUACUUUAAUACCUUGUUAGAGAAAUUAUGUUAUUUAGGCCAGGCAUGUCUAUUUUACCAUUUUGUCUGGUGUUGCUAGUACUGACCCAGUGCAUCCCCAUAAAGUCUCUCCAAGCUCGGUCUGAAGAGCAGUGACCUGCCUGUCCCCCUGCUUUCUCACCUUCGCUGUCUGGAACAGUUGGACCUGUCUGGGAACAGACUUCAGGAGAUGCCCCCGGGGCUCUUCCUUCCCUCCCUACGCACUCUGGACCUGACCAACAAUGAGAUGGAGGACGUCACCACUCUGGACACACUGACCACCCUGGAGGAGCUGAGGACGGAGGACAACCUCUACGUCACUGUGAGGAUCCACUGCGCUGUUUCUCUCCUUUUAUUCUGCCUUCAGUCACUGUUGCUCUCAUUCUCAUUGUAUGAUGUUUGUUUUUCUCUGAUAGUGUUGUAACGCUCAAACUCUGUUUCUUUGUUUACCAAUUCCAACUGUAAUUUCUGUCACCUUUUCAGUAUGCUAUUUGUCAUUCUCAUAUCUCCAUUUUACUAACAAUGACUGCCCAUUGGAACGCAUUGCUAAUGCUUGUGUCUCGCAGGUGAAUGACGACUACAAGCUGAUGAUCCUCCUGCCAAAGUUGAGGAUUUACAAUGGGAAGGAUAUCAGCACUGCAGCCAACCACAUACGCUAUGUCAACAGUGAGAACCUCAGGAAGAGGGUAUGAGCCACUGUGUUCAAAUUCAUUCCAAAACACUUUGCCCUUGAUUUGUUUGCCAUUUACCUGCUGUUCUUACCUGAUAAAAAUGGUAAUUAUAUAAUAAGUUUUUGUGUCUUUCAUCAAACAAGCACUGUUAUGCAUCAUUUGCGUAAAAGUAGUUACCAAUUCCGUAGAAUUCUUUGAAAUAUUUGGUUUCUAGGUGUUAGCAGUAUGGGAGACCAGCUUCUCUCUCCCUGACCACCGAACAACAGAGAAACUAGCCACUGUGGAGAGGGAUUUUGUCAAUGCGGUGCGUCAUAAGGUGAAAUAUGGCCCCAGCUCUCUGACUGACUACACAAAAUGGAGGGUAGGUUUUAACUGCUUAUUACAUUUAUCUUGUCCUCAUAAGGACAAUGAUUUUAGUUUAUCGGAGUACAUACCCCAAACUGGAACCAUGUAUAUUCUCUCACUGGUUUAUGACAUUGCCUCUUAGGUUUCUGGCAUUGUCUCAUUGGUUUCUGACAUUCUAUCACUGGCUUCUAGGUGGAGAUGAUAGCUAAAGAGCACCUUCGCUCUUUGACUGAGCCAAAUGAUGAGGACAGAGAUACAGAGGAGCCUGCUGAUACAAACAAGAACUGUGUAAGGAUUUAGUAGUCAUUACUAUAAGCACCCUGCUCUGAAUUAUUUUCAUAGAGUUUAUGUUCAAAUGGUUGUUAUUAUUUAAGCAGGUCUUGUUAUAAGUGCUGUGUUUGGAUCAUAAAUAAAUAUUUGUAAUAGAUGGUAAAUAGCUAAAUGUAGCUAAAUAGCAAAAGUUUACGGACAAAGCUUUUACGUAACUGUUAGAUUAAUUGUGCACCUUUCCUUUAUGAUAAGAUGCAUUUCCCCAUGUUUUUCAGAGUUUUCCUUUCCCAGCCAAGAGGAAGCGUUCCGCCUCGGCUGCCGAAUGCGAUGUAACCCUAACCCCUCAGAAAAUAACCAGAGCGAGUGUUCAAGCGGAGUCCAGCCAUCGAAGCACCCCUCACAAGGCAGAGUGGCCCACCAGCGCCACUGCAAGGCCCCAUAAGGCAGCACAGACCCCAGCCACCCGCACCAGGGGCCAGUCCAAAGUCCUGGUGACCCCCAGGAAAGGCCUGAGAGAGCAGCAACAUCAGUCCAAAGAAGACAUGCCACAGGCCAAACAGACCCGCACCCCUACCAAGUCUGCCAGGCAACAGCGGUCCACAGAGGUCAACGAGACGCCUGGGAAAGUAAUCUGCACCAAGUCUCAGGUAUGAUUUUCUAGUCUUGGUUUUUUGUUGGUAUAGCACAUGCUAGUACUAUGCUCAAUAUAGAUUCGGUGUGACUUUAGCUGGAGACUUGAUGGUUGCUCAUUAUGCGGACAUUAACUCCUCAUUGAUUAACACAGGAACUCACCCAUCAAUCCAUCCCCCACCCUGUCCACUGUACCCCCGUUAUCCUCCCCUCCAUCUCCCCUAUCAUUCAUCACAGGAGCCAGUGAGUCUGCAGCCUCUUCACGUCCUGCAGUGUCACAGUAAACAGGACAGCCCUGAUGACUUUAGCACCCAGCUGUGGGCCUGUUCCUUCCAGCCCCCGCUAGACCGCUAUGGAGGUGAGUCCUGUCCUUCAAUGGGGUCUGAGUGUGUUUGGAGGGGGGUGGUUACAAGGAAAUUGAGAGUAUAAGUUGGAGAAACAUGCAAACAUGAUAAGCUCCACAGAAACGGCGUUAAAGAAAAUCUGCUCUAGCAGACCCUGUGUUCUUCUCCCUGUCAUGUUGCAGAUGUGAAUGGUGCGACUCGUAUUGUGGCAACGUGUGGAGGAGAGUCUGUGUGCCUGAUCGACUGUGAGACGGGACUAGUUAUGAAGAAGUAUAAGGUCCCUGGUGAGGUCAGUCCUGCUUCUGCGCAUGUACCAUUUUUCCUGAUAGGGCCAUUUAGCUUGGUAGAAAACAUCAUACUUUAUCUCACUAUUUUCUCGUUUAUCAUGCACAUUCCAUGUUAGAAAACUAUAAAAUAAAUUGUGAAUGAAUGGGGAUAAAAAAUUCAGAUGUAUAAUUCCACCCCUCAGGAGUUCUUCUCUCUGGCAUGGUCAACUGUGCUGAUGUCACGAGAGGGCAAUGGUGGCAUGCGGCCCUGCAGUAUCCUAGCGGCAGGGGGGAAGCGAGGCCUUGUGAAACUGCUUCACCCCAGCGCCAACAUGGCGUACGGAGAGUUCCGAGCCAGCCGCAAAGCCCUCUCCAUCCUCCGCUUCAGCCCCCGCCAGGGCAACUUCCUCUUCAGUGAGUGGCCACUUCCUGUUUAUCUUCUACACUGAACAAAAAUAUAAACGCAACAAUUUAAAAGAUUUCACUGAGUUACAGUUCAUAUAAGGAAAUCAGUCAAUUUAAAUCAAUUAAUUAGGCCCUUAUCUUUGGAUUUCACAUGACUGGGAAUACAGAUUUGCAUCUGAUCACAGAUACCUUAAAAAAAAAAGUAGGGGUCGUGGAUCAGAAAACCUGUCAGUAUCUGGUGUGCCCACCAUUUUCCUCAUGCAGUGCGACACAUUUCCUUCACAUAGAGUUGAUCAGGCUGUUGAUUGUGGCCUGUGGAAAGUUGUCCCACUCCUCUUCAAUGGCUGUGCGAAGUUGCUGGAUAUUGGCGGGAACUGGAACACACUGUUGUACAUGUCGAUCCACAGCACUUCCAGGAAUUGUGUACAGAACCUUGCGACAUGGGGCCGUGCAUUAUCAUGCUGAAACAUGAGCCGAUGGCAGCGGAUGAAUGGCACGUCAAUGGGCCUCAGGAUCGCUACAAUUCAAUUGUGUUCGUUGUCCGUAGCUUAUGCCUGCCCAUACCAUAACCCCACCGCCCCCAUGGGGCACUCUGUUCACAACGCUGACAUCAGCAAACAGCUUGCCCAUACGGCACCACACACUCUGUCUGCCAUCUGCCCGGUACAGUUGAUACCAGGAUUCAUCUGUGAAGAGCACACUACUCCAGCGUGCCAGUGGCCAUCGAAGGUGAGCAUUUGCCCACUGAAGUCGGUUACGACGCAGAACUGCAGUCAGGUCAAGACCCUGGUGAGGAUGACGAGCAUGCAGAUGAGCUUCCCUGAGACAGUUUCUGACAGUUUGUGUAGAAAUUCUUUGGUUGUGCCAUCACACAGUUUCAUCAGCUGUCCGGGUGGCUGGUCUCAGACUAUCCCGUAGGUGAAGAAGCCGGAUGUGGAGGUCCUGGGCUGGCGUGGUUACAGUGGUCUGCGGUUGUAAGGCCGGUUGGAUGUACUGCCAAAAUCUCUAAAACAACGUUGAAGGCGGCUUAUGGUAGAGAAAUGAACAUUCAAUUCUCUGGUAACAGCUCUGGUGGACAUUCCUGCAGUCAGCAUGCCAAUUGUAUGCUCCCUCAAUUUGAGACAUCUGUGGCAUUGUGUUGUGUGACAGAACUGCACAUUUUAGUGUCCUUUUAUUGUCCCCAGCACAAGGUGCACCUGUGUAAGGAUCAUGCUGUUUAAUAAGCUUCUUGAUAUGCAACACCUGUCAGGUGGAUGGAUUAUCUUGGCAAAGGAGAAAUGCUUACCAACAGGGCUGUAAACAAAUUUGUGCACAGCAUUUGAAGAAAAUACGCUUUUUGUGCGUAUGGAAAAUUUCGGGGAAGUUUUAUUUCAGCUCAUGAAACAUGGGACCAACACUUUACAUGUUGUGUUUAUAUUUUUGUUCAGUGUAUUUUAUCUAGUGGUCUUAUAAGCUUAGUUGGUUAGAGCAUAACAUCAUGGUUGUAGGUUCUAUACCCCAAUAGAAGGGUCAAAAGGCACCAAACUGCACGUACUGAGGUGGUACAGUACCUGAACUCUGAAGUCCAAUUGAAGUCCCUAUGCUAAAUAAGUGUGAUGUAUUGUGAUAUGUUGUAUGUAUGCUCCCUCGUUCAAACCUUCUAUUUUUUCCCCCAGCUGGGUCGUAUGAUAAAAAUAUAUUAAUGUGGGACAUUGGCGGAGUGGACAGCGAGUACAAUUUCAAAGUCAUGUGAGUUUACUCUGACAGUUGUUUAUAUCUGGGUUUUUGUUAUUGUGGGCAAAUUUAUUUUGUUCACAAGUUUUGAGUCUAAAAUGUAUCACAAUGUUAACAAAGUGGACACACUUCAACAUUGUCUGUGACAUUAUGCUCAAUCAGAGUAUAAUGUUGACAUAUUUUUGCUUUACUCAUCUCAUAUGUACAGUGCCUUGCAAAAGUAUUCAGCCCCCUUGGCGUUUUUCCUAUUUUGUUGCAUUACAACCUGUAAUUUAAAUGGAUUUUUAUUUGGAUUUAAUGUAAUGGACAUACACAAAAUAGUCCAAAUUGGUUAAGUGACAUUUAAAAAAUAACUUGUUUCAAAAAAUUCAAAAAAUAAAUAGCGGAAAAGUGGUGCGUGCAUAUAUAUUCACCACCUUUGCUAUGAAGCCCCUAAAUAAGAUCUGGUGCAACCAAUUACCUUCAGAAGUCACAUAAUUAGUUAGAUUGCACACAGGUGGACUUUAUUUAAGUGUCACAUGAUCUCAGUGUGUAUAUAUACACCUGUUCUGAAAGGCCCCAGAGUCUGCAACUCCACUAAGCAAGGGGCAACACCAAGCAAGCGGCACCAUGAAGACCAAGGAGCUCUCCAAACUGGUCAGGGACAAAGUUGUGGAGAAGUACAGAUCAGGGUUGGGUUAUAAAAAAAUAUCUGAAUCUUUGAACAUCCCACGGAGCAACAUUAAAUCCAUUAUUUACAAAAAUGGAAAGAAUAUGGCACCACAACAAACCUGCCAAGAGAGGGCCGCCCACCAAAACUCACGGACCAGGCAAGGAGGGCAUUAAUCAGAGAGGCAACAAAGAGACCAAAGAUAACCCUGAAGGAGCUGCAAAGCUCCACAGCGGAGAUUGUCCAUAGGACCGCUUUAAGCCGUACACUUCACAGAGCUGGGCUUUACGGAAGAGUGGGCAGAAAAAAGCCAUUGCUUAAGGAAAAAAAUGAGCAAACAUGUUUGGUGUUCGCCAAAAGGCAUGUGGGAGACUCCCCAAACAUAUGGAAGAAGGUACUCUGGUAAGAUGAGACUAAAAUUUAGCUUUUUGGCCAUCAAGGAAAACGCUAUGUCUGGCGCAAACCCAACACCUCUCAUCACCCCGAGAACACCAUCCCCACAGUGACGUAUGGUGGUGGCACCAUCAUGCUGUGGGGAUGUUUUUCAUCGGCAGGGACUGGGAAACUGGUCAGAAUUGAAGGAAUGAUGGAUGGCGCUAAAUACAGGGAAAUUCUUGAGGGAAACCUGUUUGUCUUCCAGAGAUUUGAGACUGGGACGGAGGUUCACCUUCCAGCAGGACAAUGACCCUAAGCAUACUGCUAAAGCAACACUCGAGUGGUUUAAGGGGAAACAUUUAAAUGUCUUAGAAUGGCCUAGUCAAAGCCCAGACCUCAAUCCAAUUGAGAAUCUGUGGUAUGAUUUAAAGAUUGCUGUACACCAGCGGAACCCAUCCAACUUGAAGGAGCUGGAGUUUUGCCUUGAAGAAUGGGCAAAAAUCCCAGUGGCUAGAUGUGCCAAGCUUAUAGAGACAUACCCCAAGAGACUUGCAGCUGUAAUUGCUGCAAAAGGUGUCUCUACAAAGUAUUGACUUUGGGGGGGGAUGAAUAGUUAUGCACGCUGAAGUUUUCUGUUUUUUUGUCUUAUUUCUUGUUUGUUUCACACAAAAUAUUUUGCAUCUUCAAAGUGGUAGGCAUGUUGUGUAAAUCAAAUGAUACAAACCCCACCAAAAUCCAUUUUAAUUCCAGGUUGUACGGCAACAAAAUAGGAAAAAUGCCAAGGGGGGUGAAUACUUUCGCAAGCCACUGUAUAUACUGUAUUCUGUUCUACUGUAUUUUAGACUAUGCCACUCCGACAUUGCUCAUCCUAAUAUUUCUAAUAUUUAUGUAUUCCUUAAUUCCAUUCUUUUACUUUUAGGUUGUGUGUAUUGUUGUGAAUUGUUAGAUAUACUGCACUGUUGGAGCUAGAAACACAAGCCUACACCCGCAAUGACAUCUGCUAAACAUGUGUAUUUGACAAAUAAAAUUUGAUUUGAUAUCGGAUGUCUCUGCCCUGGUGUUAACACAUUUUAUGGCCCAAUAGUCAGCUGUUGGUGUUGGAGACUACCUCCACACCCCUGCACUUCUGCUUGCCCCCCGCCACCCCAGACACACACCUCAUCGCUGCCUGUGAGGAUGGGCUGCACAGCUACAACAUCCAGCUCAACAAAAACACCAAGAAGAGGUGAUCCAUAGUGUGUGUGUCUUUGUCUGUGUGUGCCUGCAUUGAGAGACAUUGAAAGACUGCUGCCUGAGCGUCAACUCACGGUCUUCUUUCCCCUCCACAGGUCUGAGGAGAUGGAGAUCACAUUCCCUGUGUAUGAGAAGAAAGACAAGGACCAUGACUACCACACCAUCGAUGGCUUGGGAUUCCUCACAGACGACAUCGUCGGUGAGUCAACUGCUCCUGUUUUGAUCUGACACUGGCCCUGUUAUUAGAUUGUCUUUUAGGACUUUGGUCGAUUUUAUUUUACUUGACUGGAAUUCAAUAAACUUUAUUGAUCCCUAGUGCGGGAAAUUGGGUUUGUAAUUUGAAUAAAUCUAGUAUGGGUCGAUCCAUUGACAAGCGCAAACCCUGUAAAUCAUCCCUCCCCCUCUCUUUACCCUCCACAUCUCUCCUUUCCCACUGUCCCUUUCCUCCUCUUCACUUUCUGUCCAUCUUUUCUAUCCCUCUCUCCCUCUCAGCCUCUAAGAGCCACAUGCAGGGCUCGAUUUACCUGUGGAGCUGGAAUGACACGCGAGCCCAGUGCCCCAAUAAUAAUAAUAAGAAGAAGUGUGCUGUGAUCCUGGCGGAGCUGCAGUGGUCCAGCACGGACAUCCCCUACCUGUCCCUCAACACCUGCCCCAGUGAGUCACAACACGUCACAGCAUGUCACAACAACACGGCAACAUGUCACAACACAGCAUUUCAUAGCAUGUUCCAGCAUGUAACUCUUUCAGUCAAGACCAUACUGUGUAUUGAUCGAACCCACUGUCUUAAAAUUCCUAUACAGACAUGACACAAUUGAAGGAAUCACCCCCACAACCGUUGACUAUUCCUUUAAAUUGUGGGACACAACACACAAAGAACACAGAAAAAAAGUUUUCAUCAAGACCCUUACUGUAUUAAACUGUUCAAUGUGAAUGAGAGUGUAUGUUCUUCUUUACCAGGUAAAGGCUACGUGGUGUGUGGUGACGAAAGAGGGAGACUGUGGACGUACCAUGUAACAGACCUCAAGGCCAACUUUAGGCGUGGCAAAACAAUUCCUGCCACAGAGGUACUUAUUAGUGAAACUACUUAUUAAAGUGAUAGUUUACUCCCAAAUAAAAAUGUGUCAGAUAGGUUUCAGACCUUAAAAGUGGUCUACUGUUGAGAUUAAUCAAAUCAAAUUGUAUUUAUCACAUCUGCAGAAUACAACGGGUGUAGACCUUACCGUGAAAUGCUUACUUACAAGCCCUUAACCAACAAUGCAGUUCAAGAAAUAGAGUUAAGAAAAUAUUUGCAAAAUAAAUUAAAGAAAAACAUAAAAUUAUAACACAAAAUAACAAUACUGAGGCUAUAUACAGGGGGUACCGGUACCGAGUCAAUGUGCGGGGGUACAGGUUAGUCGAGGUAAUUAUCCAUGUCCUAGCCAUCUGUUGUGAAGAUCCAGCUAUAUGACUCAAUCCUAAAUAAAUGGGAAAGAUGGUCACCAUCUAACUUGAGCCAUAUUGAACAAAAUAUUGAGCCACUCCAGGGUUUCCGUUAACCGGUUAAUUGUCCAGGAGAAGAAGAAAAAAUCUCAUUGCAAAAUAAUAAUGCUUUUUAGCUUAUUCAUUAAUGGAAAUAUCAGUCGAUGGAAAUACAUUUGACUGGUAAUGCUUAUCGGUCUAUAGUUACAUUUGCAUAAUUUAGUGGAAUUAAAUUGGCACGUGGGUACAGUAUAUUUGUUAUGUAUAUUAUUUUUCACACGCGUACAGCAUACAGAGAGCCUUUUGAGCAGAAAAUCUGUCAGACAGUGAGAGAACUGAUGCUACAGCAUCUCAAACAGCAAAUGCAUAGGCAACGGAAGGCAGGCUUCAUCAGCUUGUCACACACCACUUUGCAAUAAGAUGGAGGCAAUAUGUAUUUGGAAACAUAUACUUAAUUGUUUGAAACCUGAAGGUUUUAAUACAUAUUAUGAGGCAUGUCUUACCUUGCUUCAAAAUAGCCUAGCUAAAAUCAGAUCAUAUCUGUGGAAGCAAUUGUUUUAUAUCAAAUGUAUUUCAGUGUCCUGUAGCCAAAGGCACAAUCCUUAUUUUUUGGGGGGGUAGAUCAGCUUUAAUAUUGCAGAUUGUAGCUUCCAUCAAUGUCAUUGUCUGCAUAAUUUCCAAUCCCCCAUAUAUUUUAUUGGUGUAUAUACAGGUUUUUAGACAUACUUGCUAAUUUAUAAAAAAAAACAAAAAAAAAAAAACACCUUUAGCAGCGAUUACAGCCGUGAGUCUUCUUGGGUAUGACGCUACAAGUUUGGCACACCUGUAUUUGGGGAGUUUCUCCCAUUUUUCUCUGCAGAUCCUCUCAAGCUCUGUCAGGUUGGAUGGGGAGUGUUGCUGCACAUCUAUUUUCAGGUCUCCAGAGAUGUUCGAUCAGGUUCAAGUCCGUGCUCUGGCUGGGCCACUCAAGGACAUUCAGAGACUUGUCCUUAAGUCGCUCCUGCGUUGUCUUGGCUGUGUGCUUAUGGCCGUUGACUUGUUGGAAGGUGAACCUUCGCCCCAGUCUGAGGUACUGAGCGAUCUGGAGCAGGUUUUCAUAAAGGAUCUUUAUGUACUUUGCUCUGUACAUCUUUGCCUCGAUCCUGUCUAGUCUCCCAGUCCCUGCCGUUGAAAAACAUCCCCACUGCAUGAUGCUGGCACUACCAUGCUUCACCGUAGGGAUGGUGCCAGGUUUCCUCCAGAUGUGACACUUGGCAUUCAGGCUAAAGAGUUCAAUCUUGGUUUCAACAGACCAGAGAAUCUUGUUUCUCAUGGUCUGAGAGUCUGUAGGUGCCUUUUGGCAAACUCCAAGCUGGCUGUCGUGCCUUUUACUGAGGAGUGGCUUCCGUGUGGCCACUCUACCAUAAAGGCCUGAUUGGUGGAGUGCUGCAGAGAUGGUUGUCCUUCUGGAAGGUUCUCCCAUCUCCACAGAGGAACUGUAGAGCUCUGUCAGAGUGACCAUCGGUUUCUUGGUCACCUCCCUGACCAAGGCCCUUCUCCCCGAUUGCUCAGUUUGGCCGGGCGGCCAGCUCUAGGAAGAGUGUUGGUGGUUCCAAACUUCUUCCAUUUAAGAAUGAUGGAGGCCACUGUGUUCUUGGGGACCUUCAAUGCUGCAGAAAUGUUUUGCUACCCUUCCCAGAUCUGUGCCUUGACACAAUCCUGUCUCGGAGCUCUACGGACAAUUCCUUCGACCUCAUGGCUUGGUUUUUGCUCUGACAUGCACUGUCAACUGUGGGACCUUAUAUAGACAGCUGUGUGCCUUUCCAAAUCAGGUCCAAUCAAUUGAAUUGAAUGUACCACAAAUGGACUCCAAUCAAGUUGUAUUAACAUCUCAUGGAUGAUCAAUGGAAACAGGAUGCACCUGAGCUCAAUUUAGAGUCUCUUAGCAAAGGGUCUGAAUACUUAUUUAAAUAAGAUAUUUCUGUUUUUAAUUUUUAAUAUAUUUGCAAAAAUGUCUACCAACCUGUUUUCGCUUUGUCAUUAUGGGGUAUUGUGUGUAGAUUGCUGAGGAUACUUUUUAAAAAAAAUGGAUUUUAAAAUAAGGCUGUAACGUAACAAAGUGGAAAAAGUCAAGGGGUCUGAAUACUUUCCGAAGGCACUGUGUAUGUAUGUACAGUACCAGUCAAAACUCAUUCAAGGGUUUUUCUUUAUUUUUACUAUUUUCUACAUUGUAGAAUAAUAGUGAAGACAUCAAAACUAUGAAUUAACGCAUAUGGAAUCAUGUAGUAACCCAAAAAGUGUUAAACAAAUCAAAAUAUAUUUUAUAUUUGAGAUGCUUCAAAUAGACACCCUUUGCCUUGAUGACAGCUUUGCACACUCUUGGCAUUCUCUCAACCAGCUUCACCUGGAAUGCUUUUCCAACAGUCUUGAAGGAGUUCCCACAUAUGCUGAGCACUUGUUGGCUGCUUUUCCUUCACUCUGCGGUCCGACUCAUCCCAAACCAUCUCAAUUUGGUAGAGGCCAGGUCAUCUGAUGCAGCACUCCAUCACUCUCCUUCUUGGUCAAAUAGCCCUUACACAGCCUGGAGGUGUGUUGGGUCAUUGGCCUGUUGAAAAACAAAUGAUAGUCCCACUAAGGCCAAACCAGAUGGGAUGGCGUAUCGCUGCAGACUGCUUUGGCAGCAAUGCUGGUUAAGUGUGCCUCGAAUUCUAAAUAAAUCACAGACCGUGUCACCAGCAAAGCUCCUCCACACUAUAAUACCACCUCCUCCAUGCUUUACGGUGGGAAAUACACAUGCGGAGAUCAUCCGUUCACCCACACCGCGUCUCACAAAGACACGGCGGUUUGAACUAAAAAUCUCAGAUUUGGACUCCAGACCAAAGGACACAUUUCCACCGGUCUGAUGUCCAUUGCUCGUGUUUCUUGGCCCAAGCAAGUUUCUUCUUAUCAAAUCAAAUCAAAUUGUAUUGGCCACAUGUGCAUAAUACAACAGGUGCAGACAUUACAGUGAAAUGCUUACUUACAGCCCUUAACCAACAGUGCAUUUAUUUUUUAUUUGAAAAAAGUAAAAUAAAACAACAACAAAAAAGUUUUGAGAAAAAAAGAGCAGAAAUAAAAUAAUAGUAGGGAGGCUAUAUAUACAGGGGGGUACCGGUGCAGAGUCAAUGUGCGGGGGAACUGGCUAGAUGAGGUAGUUCAAGUAAUAUGUACAUGUGGGUAGAGUUAAAGUGACUAUGCAUAAAUCAUUAACAGAGUAGCAGCAGCGUAAAAAGAUGAGGUGGGGGGGCAGUGCAAAUAGUCCGGGUAGCCAUGAUUAGCUGUUCAGGAGUCUUAUGGCUCGGGGGUAGAAGCUGUUGAGAAGUAUUUUGGACCUGGACUUGGCACUCCGGUACCGCUUGCCGUGCGGUAGCAGAGAGAACAGUCUAUGACUAGGGUGGCUGGAGUCUUUGACAAUUUUGAGGGCCUUCCUCUGACACCGCCUUCUUAUUGGUGUCCUUUAGUAGUGGUUUCAUUGCAGCAAUUCGACCAUGAAGGCCUGAUUCACACAGUCCCCUCUGAACAGUUGUUGAUCUCUGUGAAGCAUUUAUUUGGGCUGCAAUUUCUGAGGCUGGUAACUACUAAUGAACUUAUCCUCUGCAGCAGAGGUAACUCUGGGUCUUCCAUUCCUGUGGCGGUCCUCGUGAGAGCCAGUUUCAUCAUAGCACUUGAUGGUUUUUGCGACUGCACUUGAAGAAACUUUCAAAGUUCUUGACAUUUUCCGUAUUGACUGACCAAAUAGGGCUGUCUUCUGUAUACCCCCACAUACCUUUUCACAACACAACUGAUUGGCUCAAACACAUUAAGACGGAAAUAAAUUCCACAAGUUAACUUUUAAGAAGGAACACCUGUUAAUUGUAAUGCAUUCCAGGUGACUACCUCAUGAAGCUGGUUGAGAGAAUGCCAACAGUGUGCAAAGCUGUCAAGGCAAAGGGUGGCUAUUUGAAGAAUCUCAAAUAAAAUAUAUUUUGAUUUGUUUAACACUUUUUUUGGUUACUACAUGAUUGCAUAUGUGUUAUUUCAUAGUGAUGUCUUCACUAUUAUUAUACAAUGUAGAAAAUAGUAAAAAAUAAAGAGAAACCCUUGAAUGAGUGGGUGUUAACUUUUGACUGGUAGUGUACAUAUAAAUACAUACAGUGGGGAGAACAAGUAUUUGAUACACUGCCGAUUUUGCAGGUUGUCCUACUUACAAAGCAUGUAGAGGUCUGUAAUUUUUAUCAUAGGUACACUUCAACUGAGAGAGACGGAAUCUAAAACAAAAAUCCAGAAAAUCACAUUGUAUGAUUUUUUAAGUAAUUAAUUUGCAUUUUAUUGCAUGACAUAAGUAUUUGAUACAUCAGAAAAGCAGAACUUAAUAUUUGGUACAGAAACCUUUGUUUGCAAUUACAGAGAUCAUACGUUUCCUGUAGGUCUUGACCAGGUUUGCACACACUGCAGCAGGGAUUUUGGCCCACUCCUCCAUACAGACCAUCUCCAGAUCCUUCAGGUUUCGGGGCUGUCGCUGGGCAAUAAGGACUUUCAGCUCCCUCCAAAGAUUUUCUAUUGGGUUCAGGUCUGGAGACUGGCUAGGCCACUCCAGGACCUUGAGAUGCUUCUUACGGAGCCACUCCUUAGUUGCCCUGGCUGUGUGUUUCGGGUCGUUGUCAUGCUGGAAGACCCAGCCACGACCCAUCUUCAAUGCUCUUACUGAGGGAAGGAGGUUGUUGGCCAAGAUCUCGCGAUACAUGGCCCCAUCCAUCCUCCCCUCAAUACGGUGCGGUCGUCCUAUCCCCUUUGCAGAAAAGCAUCCCCAAAGAAUGAUGUUUCCACCUCCAUGCUUCACGGUUGGGAUGGUGUUCUUGGUUGUACUCAUCCUUCUUCUUCCUCCAAACACGGCGGGUGGAGUUUAGACCAAAAAGCUCUAUUUUUGUCUCAUCAGACCACAUGACCUUCUCCCAUUUCUCCUCUGGAUCAUCCUCUGGAUCAUCCAGAUGGUCAUUGGCAAACUUCAGACGGGCCUGUACAUGCGCUGGCUUGAGCAGGGGGACCUUGCGUGCGCUGCAGGAUUUUAAUCCAUGACGGCGUAGUGCAGGGUUCUUAAAUUCCGGUCCUGGAGGGCCGAAACACUUCUGUUUUUUAUUUCUACCUGGUAGUUAAUUGCACUCACCUGGUGUCCUAGGUCUGAAUUAGCCCCUGAUUUAGAAGGAGAGGAUGAAAAACAGAGGUGUUUCGGCCCUCCAGGACCGGAAUUGAAGAACCCUGGCGUAGUGUGUUACUAAUGGUUUUCUUUGAGACUGUGGUCCCAGCUCUCUUCAGGUCAUUGACCAGGUCCUGCCGUGUAGUUCUGGGCUGAUCCCUCACCUUCCUCAUGAUCAUUGAUGCCCCACGAGGUGAGAUCUUGCAUGGAGCCCCAGACCGAGGGUGAUUGACCGUCAUCUUGAACUUCUUCCAUUUUCUAAUAAUUGCGCCAACAGUUGUUGCCUUCUCACCAAGUUGCUUGCCUAUUGUCCUGUAGCCCAUCCCAGCCUUGUGCAGGUCUACAAUUUUAUCCCUGAUGUCCUUACACAGCUCUCUGGUCUUGACCAUUGUGGAGAGGUUGGAGUCUGUUUGAUUGAGUGUGUGGACAGGUGUCUUUUUUAUACAGGUAAUGAGUUCAAACAGGUGCAGUUAAUACAGGUAAUGAGUGGAGAACAGGGGGGCUUCUUAAAGAAAAACUAACAGGUCUAUGAGAGCCGGAAUUCUUACCGGUUGGUAGGUGAUCAAAUACUUAUGUCAUGCAAUAAAAUGCAAAUUAAUUACUUAAAAAUCAUACAAUGUGAUUUUCUGGAUUUUUGUUUUAGAUUCAGUCUCUCACAGUUGAAGUGUACCUAUGAUAAAAAUUACAGACCUCUACAUGCUUUGUAAGUAGGAAAACCUGCAAAAUCGGCAGUGUAUCAAAUACUUGUUCUCCCCACUGUACAUGCAUACAUACACACGUGUGUAUGUAUAUAUGUAUAUUUCUUUUAAUUUAUUUUCCACUAACCCUACCACUCCUCCCCUAAUUGGAGUAAACUAAUGAACAACAACACUUAGGCUUCCACAUCAGCUUAUACAUACCAUAUACAUUUUACGGACACAAUCUAUUUUUACAAUAGUUAUUUUGUUUUUAGUCCUACCCUCAACCUCUCAUCUAUUUCUGAUGUCUAUCCAGUUUGAUUUCUGUUUGCCGUAUUUUUUUUGCUGUGCUGUUUUACAAAAGUUCUGAGCCUAUAUACAUUUUACGGACACAGUAUAUUUUACAUGAGUUAUCUUGUGCCAAAGGCACAAUCCUAGGCAUAUUAGCAACCUAUGGUAGUUGUUGCAUAUUCGAUCUUCCCUCCUUUCCAAAUUUCUAAUGGAUAUAUUAAUCUGUCACAUGAAACCACUCGCAUGUUCGGUGCCCUUUUGACAACGUUGUUUUCCCGCUAAUUGUAUUAUGGAACAGACAUUCACACAUAGUCUACUGCCUUGUGCACAUUGCUGCCCUUAUAAUGUGAAGAAAUAAUAGUUUAUCAACAUUUUAAGCUAAAUGUUCAGAUCUGUUCCAUCAGGCUCAUUGCUUUUUAACGUUUGUUUUAUGUAGCCUAGGCCUACUGGUUGUAUGAAUUUGGGAUCUAUCGUCUGUUUGGAAUAGGCUUUUUCUUUCUCGACAAGCUGACCAAUAGAAUAGGUAAACUUUUCUAGUAUGGGGGAUAGUAGAUUUACAUAGGCUAGUGAUCUUUCUGUCUGUUCCUUGUCUUGUUGGCUGAGGAAAAGUAAAUGUGGACAGUUAUUCUAACGUCUUCAAAGUGGACAUCAGAAUUUGGUAUGAAGCACAUCGUUGCAUCCUCGACUUGCGUGUUCUGUUAAUAAGGAUUAUCAUAAUCCAGCGUUUCCCAAACUCAGCCCUCGGGACCCCAAGGGGUGCACGUUUUGGUUUUUGCCCUUACACUACACAGCUGAUUCAAAUGAUCAAAGCUUGAUGAUUAGUUGAUUAUUUGAAUCGGCUGUGUAGUGCUAGGGCAAAAACCAUAACGUGCACCCCUUGGGGUCCUGAGGACAAAGUUUGGAAAAUCCUGCCAUAAUCUAAAUGUGAUUUCUGUCAUUCUGAGCACCGUGGGUGGACGCCCUAUUCAGGUUACGCACCCAAUACAUAUGGGUCUGGUAAAUUUCUCAAAUGUCCAGUAAAUUUAAAAUGCUGCCGGUCAAAUAUCCAGCGCCACAUUUUCCUAACGGAAACUCUGAGCCACUCGUAGUGGGCAAUUGACAGGCGCUACUAUGGCGCCCUUCAUCUUUCCCACCAGUCUACAACCAGUCAGUCUUCAGUCAUAAUUUCUCACUGAAAUGAUAUUCUGGGUGUCAUCAAAUGUUUUCCAUGUAAUUAGACUACCUUCUAAUGAGCCGUUUGGGGCUUUGCAGAUCCUGGAAUGGCCGUUACCUGUGAGGAAAGGACAGGGCCCAGUGGAAGGUCCCGCUAUCAACAGUGUGGUCAUGGACCCCGAGCUCAGAUACCUGGUGGCCCUCAGCGACAAGAACAUGGCAGUGGUGUGGAGAAGAACGGAGUCUUCCUGAGGACCAAACACAACUUCUCCUGGGUUAAUUUUUCUCAUGUUCACUGAUGGGUGUAAAUACGGGUAGGUUUUGCUAGUAUCACUUUAACCUAUCAAGACUGGCCUUUCAGGGCAGUGAUGAUCAGUAAGGAAAGGAAGCUUAUUCAAUGCCAUGGGAAUUGGCUUGGACUUGCCCCUUUCUGGUUUUUGGUUGACCUCGCUCUCUACUGUUGACUUCUCACCUUACCACUUGGCUGAAACGUACCAGCCCUAAUUUCAACUCCCCUCCUCGCCAGCAUCUAUUAGAUCUAGUCUAUUUUGAUGCAGAGAUGAGAAUGAGAUAUUAAUUGUACUGAAGAUUAAUAAGAAUAUACAUAUACUGAAAGGCAUGUGUGAUGGCUGUACAGAUUGUGGAUGUAUUUGCAUUUUGUACGUUUUAAAAAAUAUAUAUAAUUGUACUAUUCAUUUAGAUUAAACAUCUAAUGUGAAUUUUAUAGUUUUCAUAUUUUUUUUAAAACAAAUUAUACAUAUCAGUUUAUCCACUGACAUGGAAACGUAUGAUCAAAAUGAAAACCUAAUGUGUGUUUGACCUGUUUCAACCACAAUGCAUGAUUGUACAUGCAGAUUUUAAUGGCCUUUUUGAGGGUUGAUGGAUAUGAGUUACAUUAAGAACAUCUGCCACAUUAAAUGUGAUUGUUGUCCUAAAUUUCAAUUGUGU